Acipenser ruthenus (sterlet) is the source of this 4237-nucleotide messenger RNA. RefSeq names its product striatin-interacting protein 1 homolog. The coding region runs from base 56 to 2503 and encodes 815 amino acids. Gene Ontology annotation, cellular component: cytosol. The record is from RefSeq and is a predicted model, not a curated record. NCBI's taxonomy places the organism in Eukaryota, Metazoa, Chordata, Actinopteri, Acipenseriformes, Acipenseridae. Gene Ontology annotation, biological process: cytoskeleton organization. The transcript is spliced from 21 exons.
GAAAUGGUCCGGCAAUGUCUCGCGAGAUGUGCAGCUGUGUUGUUGCAAGAGAAAGAUGGACGGCGGAGUAGGCGGCGGACUCCCAGUCAACAAUAAACAGAGAUCAAUGUUAUCCAACAACAGAGGCAGGGGCGAGUUCAUCCGGAACCAGAGGAAGGAUUCCGAGGGUUUCUCAGAGUCCCCGGAUCUGGAGUUUGAAUACGCAGACACUGAUAAAUGCAUGGCUGAGCUCUCAGAGCUCUACAGUUACACAGAGGGACCGGAGUUUCAUCUCAAUAGGAAAUGUUUCGAAGAGGAUUUCAGGACUCACGUGGCAGAGCAGAAAUGGACAGAGCUGGACGCAGCACAGCACCGGGCUCACGCCAUGAGACUCCUGGACGGGCUGGAGGUGACCGCCAGGGAGAGGCGGCUCAAGGUGGCGCGAGCCAUUCUCUACUUGACUCAGGGCUCAUUCGGGGAGUGUGGCUCGGAGGCUGAGGUCCAGCACUGGAUGAGAUACAACAUCUUCCUGCUGCUGGAGGUGGGCACCUUCACUGCGAUGGUGGAGCUGCUCAACAUGGAGAUCGAUAACAGCGCGGCCUGCAGCAGUGCAGUGAGGAAGCCAGCGAUCUCCCUGGCGGACAGCACUGACCUCAGGGUCCUGCUGAAUAUCAUGUACCUGAUGGUGGAGACGAUCCAGCGCGAGGACGAGGCAGACCGGCCUGAGUGGAGGGCAUCGAGGGAGACCUUCAGAUCAGAGCUGGGCUCCCCUCUCUACAACAAUGAGCCCAUCUCUGUCAUGCUGUUCGGGAUGGUGACGAAGUUCUGCAGCGGCCACGCCCCCCACUUCCCCAUGAAGAAGGUCCUCCUGCUGCUCUGGAAGAGUGUUGUGUUCACGCUGGGGGGGUUCGAGCAGCUGCAGACCAUCAAGAUCAGGAGGCGGGAGGGGCUGGGGCUGCCCCCCCUGCCCGAGGACAGCAUCAGAGUGAUCCGAAACAUGAGGGCGGCCUCGCCCCCAGCCUCCGCCUCCGACCUCAUCGAGCAGCAGCAGAAACGAGCGCGUCGUGAGCACAAGGGCCUGAUCAAGCAGGAUAACCUGGACGCCUUCAACGAGAAGGACCCCUACAAGGCAGACGACUCCCGGGAGGAUGACGAGGACGGCGAGGAGAACGACAACGCCCUGGAGGCUGAGACCUUUCCCCUGGAGCGGGACGAGGUGAUGCCCCCGCCCAUCCCUCACGCCCCCUCCGAGAGGAUCUCCUUCCCCAAGGGGCUGCCCUGGGCGCCCAAAGUCAGGGAGAAAGACAUUGAAAAUUUCCUGGAAUCUAGUCGGAGUAAAUUCAUUGGCUACACUUUGGGAAAUGACACGGACACAGUGGUAGGGUUGCCCAGACCGAUUCAUGAAAGCAUCCACACUCUCAAGCAGCACAAGUACGUCUCGAUUGGGGAGAUUCAGAUCAGCAGAGAGGAGGAGUAUCAGAAGACUCCCUUGUCUGGGGGUGAAGAGGAGGUAGAGAUGAGCCCCACAGAGCUGCUGUACCAGGGCAUGCUGCCCAGUCUGCCGCAGUACAUGAUCGCCUUGUUAAAAAUCCUGCUGGCAGCCGCUCCCACCUCGAAAGCCAAAACGGAUUCCAUCAACAUCCUGGCCGACGUCUUACCAGAGGAAAUGCCUACAACAGUGCUCCAGAGCAUGAAGCUGGGUGUGGAUGUGAACAGGCACAAGGAGAUCAUUGUGAAAGCGAUAUCCACCAUCCUGCUGCUGCUGCUCAAGCACUUCAAACUGAACCACGUCUACCAGUUUGAGUACAUGGCCCAGCAUCUUGUGUUUGCAAACUGCAUCCCCCUGGUCCUGAAGUUCUUCAAUCAGAAUAUCAUGUCCUACAUCACAGCUAAGAACAGUAUUUCCGUGCUGGAUUUCCCUCACUGUGUGGUUCACGAGCUCCCUGAACUAACCGCUGAAAGCCUGGAAGCCGGAGACACCAACCAGUUCUGCUGGAGGAACCUCUUCUCCUGUAUCAACCUGCUGAGGAUCCUAAACAAACUCACCAAGUGGAAACACUCCAGAACCAUGAUGCUGGUGGUGUUCAAGUCGGCUCCCAUCCUGAAGAGGGCGCUCAAGGUGAAGCAGGCCAUGAUGCAGCUGUAUGUGCUGAAGCUGCUGAAGGUGCAGACCAAGUACCUGGGCCGGCAGUGGAGGAAGAGCAACAUGAAGACCAUGUCCGCCAUCUACCAGAAAGUGCGCCACCGCCUCAACGACGACUGGGCCUAUGGGAAUGAUCUGGACGCGCGGCCCUGGGAUUUCCAAGCGGAGGAGUGCGCGCUGAGAGCCAACAUCGAGCGCUUCAACAGCCGUCGCUAUGACCAGACGCAGAGCAACCCCGACUUCCUGCCGGUCGACAACUGCCUGCAGAGCGUGCUGGGACAGCGCGUCGAGCUGCCGGAGGACUUCCAGAUGAACUACGACCUCUGGCUGGAGCGAGAGGUCUUCUCCAAACCCAUUUCCUGGGAGGAGCUCCUGCAGUGACCCCCCCCCCCCCGCCGCCCCGAUCACGCUGCUGCUCAACAAACACUAAGGCAGGGGGGGCUUCAUGGAGUUUUUGUUUCAACCCGGUCCUAAUAAAUGUACGUUGUGUGUGCGCUAGUAGUUACUGAAACCAUACGACUGCCAGCUAUAUCUUAAGAGUUCAGGGACUGGGACCCGUAGUAUUGAAUAGGAUCCGGCUCGUGGACACUGAAUCUGUGUGGGGGUGGAAACAAGACUCCCAUUGCAUAGCGGUCUAAUCCAUUCCUGGUUUUACUAUGAGUUUAAUAAUUAGACACACCUGAGCUUGUUUCUAUACACUGGGGCUAAUCAAGCUUAUAUUGAAUCCUGGAAGGGGUGAAACUGCUAUGCAAUAGGAGUCUUAUUUCCAUGUUUCCAUCGCUGGUGUGCAUCUUUUGUGGCUUGUGAUGUGUGUGUCUUGGGAACGGUUUGAAUGUUUAGGUUUGGGUUGAAAUGAAAAACUGGAUUGGGAGUAGGUAGGACCUCAAACACUCUUGAGAGAAUAUUCACCUCUUUCUGAAUCAACUGGCAGACCAGUCAAAGCACUGAUAUGGAAGAGGAGGUGUCUUCAAUAUACAAGUGCUGUUCAGACAGGGAAACGCCUCCAGUGUGAAUCGAUCACAAUCUACUAUCUCUUACCCAAAGUGCAAACACAUAAUGGACACUGCUUGCUGUGCUGUUUACAGUGAGUAUUUUUGAAGCGUGCAUCUUUGUAUAGUCUCUGUAUCUGUAUACUUCUUAAAACAAACACCUGGCUUUGCAUAUGCGUUUGUUUGCACACCCUUAUUGAAAGAACCAGGCAUGGGAAUAAGACUCCUAUUGCACAGCAGUUUCACCCAGUUCCAGGUUUUAAUUCCAGCUUGAUUCAGCACAGUGUGCAGGUAAGACGCUGGGCUGGAAACCAGUUUACUUCCAGCACAGAGCAGUCUCUUACACUCGCGUUUCAAAAGCUUUCUGAAUGCAUUUAAAAAAUAAAUAAACUUUGAAAGGUAUAUUUUUGAACUCCGAACCCAAUAAAAUCCUGAUUUCUUUAUUUCUUCAUUUAUUAUUUUAGAAAGCUGAGGUUUGAGUCGCCAGUAAUAACACUGUAAUUCACGUUAGUAAAACUGUUAAAUAAUGGCCGAUAAUUCCUAAUGCAUUCCGACUGAAUAACACCUGAAUGUCUUCUGCAUCUCCUCUGAGUUCUGAGGUCAUUCAUUUUGAAUUCAGCCCUGUUAAUUCAUGUGGAUUUAAUUACCUGUGUUCAUGUGUAAGGCGAUGCAUUCGUGCAUGAAAUAACACUUCACAAUCCCCUGAUGGGAGCAUGAAUGCCUUCUGUAUGUGAUCAGCAUCGUUUAUUACAAAGGAACAUGAAGAGAGUUAACGGGUCUGAAUUGAAAAUGAAUGACCUCAGAACUCCGAGGAAGUGCGUAAGAUAUUCAGGUGUUAAUCCUGUGGGAUGCAGACCGGGGAUUCGUUAUGUCUUUAUUUGUGUGUUUUGAACAGCAUUUCGGUUUUGUAUUUUUUUUUUUUUUUUUAAUGAUGAUAUCUUGGGGACCAGCUGAUCGAACUUCUCACUAACAGAACUGUGUUGUAAUAAAGUUCGGACCGUAUUUGUUCUCUGAUGGUGGACCAGAGAGUAACGCGAAACUGUUUUAAGACGUGUAUCAUAGCUUUGUCGUUCCUUUGUUAAUCUUUCUACAGACUCUAUUGAAAUAAACGUUUCUCUUAAUUUAA